This is a messenger RNA of Sabethes cyaneus, 511 nucleotides long. RefSeq names its product coiled-coil-helix-coiled-coil-helix domain-containing protein 7. The record is from RefSeq and is a predicted model, not a curated record. Lineage: Eukaryota; Metazoa; Arthropoda; Insecta; Diptera; Culicidae. The transcript is spliced from 2 exons. The coding region runs from base 208 to 465 and encodes 85 amino acids.
GUGAUUGAUACCGUUACUGUGCCGGUUGCAAGUAAUUCUCAAAUACAAAACGAUUGUGUUGUGAAUUGUUUCUAAUUGUGAAUCUUGUGUCUUAGAUUUGCUGUUGUGUUUGCAAUACUCUCAACGCCAGCUUUUGCGCAAAGAGUUUUACCGGCCGGGUUUUCGUCCAUUGUUGAUUGACUGCUCAGCUAAACUAGCAUAUCAGAAAUGCCUAAAAAUCCCGAUGCCGAGCGAAACAAUCCCUGCCUGGCAGAGCAGGAUUUGGUGCACAAAUGUUUGAACAGAAACAACUAUGACCACAGUGCGUGCGAGUUGUAUGUUACGAACUACACCAACUGCAAGGACUUUUGGUACAAAAUCCGUCGAGAGCGGCGAGCCAAGGGAAUCUAUCCCUAUCUGCCCGAUCUCGAGGACCGAGCUCGCAUCAAGGCUGAACAUAUGAAAUCGAAACCCACUAACAACUAGAUUGUUGGGAUUGUUUGGUGCUGCUGCUGUUAGGUUCAUUUCGAAA